GGUCGUACGAUCCGACGGUCUGUCAACUGCCGCGUGUUGAGAUCGAUGGGUCUCCCUCCACGGAGGCGAGGCUGUUUCUGUUAUGAUACGAUACGCAUUCCCCUCGGUGAUCACCUUCCUUUGCUGCUUCGUCUUCACAAUCAGACCAGAAGGCAAACGGGUCUCUCUCUCUCUCUCUCUCUCUCUGCGCUCCUGCAUUCUCGAAGCUUCUUCACGCGCUCCAUACCUUAAUAGGUACGGAAGAUCUGUCCGCCUUCAUGCUCCUUUGUAUCCAACAUCGCCGUUCACGUUUGUUUUUUUGUUUGUCAUAAGUUUCGGUCCUGAUGCGGUACCGUAAGAUGAUGCAUGCCGUCGCCGGUGGGAUCGACCUGAACGCGAUGGAGCCUCUGGCUUGUCGGGUUCAGGGUUUUGGAGAGAUGGUUUCGGUAUCUGAUGAAGUGAGGGGUUUAGGAGAGGGCAGAGACUCGAGUGACGCUUUUCGUGGCGCUGAUGGCGGUGUUAUUGGUCGAGAUGAGGCGUCAGGGCGGGUCGGGGAUGAGGAACGUGAUGAUCGCAGGAAAGUUGGGUCAGUAGGUGAAGAGAGUGAUAUGAAAGUAGAAUCCGUGGGGAGUUUUGCUGCUAAGGAGGAUGGUUUCUGUGAGACUAACCGGCUUAUGGAAAACCACACUCCGUGGGGAAUGGGCGAUGAUGAGAUCACUGGUGGCACUGAAUUCAUUUCGGGGGUUUCCCGGGAUAAUAAUGAUGAGCGCAGUGGUGUUAAUCUUAUGGUAGAUUUAAAUUGGUUCUGCACAGAUGAGGAGAAUGACGUUAAAUUUGCUUCAGAUGUUGGUAAUGUGAGAGAAAGUGCAAAGCAAAAAGAUAGAAAGGAGAUAAGAUCAUUUGGCGUCUACGAUCUCGUGUGGGGCAAAGUGAAGAGUCACCCAUGGUGGCCUGGUCAGAUAUUUGAUGCUUCAGCUGCUUCGGUGAAAGCUAAGAAGCAUUUGAAGAAGGGCAGGUUUCUGAUAGCAUACUUUGGGGAUCAGACAUUUGCUUGGAAUGACGGCAUGAGCAUAAAGCCCUUUGCGGAACAUUUCUCGAAGAUGGAAAAGCAGAGCAGCUCGCAUAGCUUUUGCCAUGCAGUGGACUCUGCUCUCAAAGAGAUCUCUAGGCGGGUAGAAUAUGGACUAGCUUGUCGUUGUCUGCCUAAAGGAGUAUAUGAAAAGAUUAGUGCUCAGACAAUGAUCAAUGCUGGUAUCAAGGAAGAAGCGGUCAUUGCAGAUGAAAGUGACAAAAGUUUGAGGGCUUCUUCCUUUGAGCCAGUGAGGCUUGUCAACUAUGUAAAAGGAUUAGCAGAGUCUCCUCUUACUGAAGGUGAUAGGUUGGAACUCCUAGUGAAGCGAGCUUGUUUGUUGGCCUUCUCACGGUGGAGAGGUUAUCUCGAGUUACCUGAAUUUGAGGUGAUAGAUGGUCCUUUGACGAAUGAAGAAGGCAAUAAUAUUGCAGACAGAGAAGCGCGUGGUUUAAUGGAUGGUAUGCUUCCUCCUGAUCCCAGUACCAAUGGCAGGGUGUCAAUUGCUAUGGGCAAAGGAGAGCGCAAAGGUGGAAAUACUCUGCUGCCCAACAAAAAGGAGAAGAGCUUGUCAGAUUUGAUGGUCAAUAAGCAAUCAUUCUCUGGUAAGAAACGCAAGGCUCGGAGUUCUGCAUCAUAUGACUCAGCCAUGAGGAGGAGUCAUUUGAAAGGAAGUGACAGUAAGUCUCCACGAGUUCAGCGAAUUCCUGAGGUGGGAAAGAAAUUCGGGAAGAUAGCUAGCGAAAUGAUUGGUUCUAAAACCAGUUGCAUUUCUCAGGAAUGUAAUGAAUUCCCUGGAAGAAUAAAUCCCAUGGUAGAGCAGAAUUCUCCCGAUAAGAUGAUGGCACUGCUCCGUUUAGUUGCAAGGGAUCCUGUCAAUUGUUCCCAUGCAUUCACUGCCCUUAUAAGUUUCUUCUGGGAAUUCAGAGAUUUUUGCAUCCCAGUUCAAGAUCCUGAUGGUGAGAAUGUAAUAUCUUCGACCACCCUUGUGACCGGAGAAUCUCUUGACUUGGAAUGCUUGAGAGAUUCGUAUUGGACUGAUUGUAUUAUCCAAAGCAUUCCUGAAGAGCAAACAGCGAUGGAAGAGGAGAUUGCUGCAGAGACCUUUGCUUCUGAUGGUUUUACAGACAUGAGGAGUGAAAAGGAAGAUACCAAACCUACGGCAUUGAUUUUGAACUUCACCAACUCGGACUCGAUCCCUUCAGAAGCAAAGCUGAACAAGAUAUUCGACCGAUUUGGGCCCCUGGACGAGUCAGAGACCAAGGUCUUCAAGAAGACUAAACGGGCCAAAGUGGUGUUCAGGAGGCGAGUCAAUGCAGAAACCGCCUUCAGCAGUGCAGGAAAGUACAGCAUAUUUGGGCCUUCACUCAUCAGCUAUCGCCUCGAGUAUGAGUUAUCUAAACCCACCAGUGAGGCUUCUGCUCGUUCCCGGAGGGGGACCAAGAGGAUCUGUUCAUCAUUUGGUGCUUUGAACUCAUCGUUGUGCUGUCCUAUUCUGGAAAAUCAAGCAGAUGACCAGAGCUUAGAGCUGUUGCCGGGCCUGGAUCUUGAGAAUGCUGAUGUAGAGGGAAAUGAGAUGGCAUCAAAACCCCUUAAGUCGGCCGAGCAACGAGUGAAUAAAACACCCGAAAAUUACCACUUGCGCAAAAGUUUGGCUUGGGAUGCUGCUUUCUUCACUAAUGAUGGGGUUCUGGAGCCUGAAGAGUUGACCAGCAUGAUUGAAGAUGCUGGGAAGAAAGAAAAGCGCACAUUGCCUAUGAUCCUAGAGGAGACGCAAAGAUCUACAGAAUCAAUUUCAACUUUAGAAAGUGAUACUUUGACGAUAGCAAGUCUCGAGGCAGAGUUGUUUGAAGAUAUACGAGCUUCGAUCCAGAAAUCCAGUAAAACAUCCAAUGUUCAGAAUUCUGGCAGCGAAGCAGGACAGUCAUCUUUUGAUGCACACGGUCAUCGUUCUAUAAAGAAAGACCCAGCUUCUAAUGGCAAGUUAAAAGUGAAGCUUGCUUCUACGAAGUCAAGUUUGGGCAUGGUAAGGCCGGGGAAAACAACAAACCAGGUUCCUGUUCAUCGACGAGUCUCACAGGUGAAGAAUGUUGCUGCGGAUUCGUUGUCAUUUAAGCCACCAAAACCAGGAGUGCUUCCACCUACACCAUCUGCAGCAAAGAGGGAGUCUAUGGGUGCCAAUCGCAUGAAACUCGAAAAGAAUAAUAUAGAAGGUAGAGGGGCUUCAACACCCAAAGUGCCUGCUUCCAGUGGUAACCGCAACCUUAUGCCUAGGCCUUCAUCUUCCAGAUCUUCAGCCCGUUCAGUUUCAGUUAACACCGAGAUGACUCCAACAUGUGAUAGUUCAGCCAGCAGUUCAUCUGACAGAAUUGGGAAAUCUCCUGCGAAUCUUAGAAACAAGGGUGUUGACACCAAAUCAAGGAAAUUAUCUUCUGCCAGUUCCUCUACAGUGAAAACACCGCCAAGAAGCACCCCUUCUCGUCUCUCAGCACGUCUCAUAUCUGCUACCAAGCUCUCCUCCAGCAUAUCACCCGCUAGUUCAAUCAGUGAAUGGUCAUCAGAGUCAUCGUCUUCGACUUCGACAGUCAAACAAAGAUCAACUGGUUCAAGAGCUAGCCUGGAGCCCAGCUCUUCUGAGAAAACCUGCAAUGAUAGUGAUAAUGGACAGCAACUAGAUGGAUCUAAAACUCAUGGAUCUACCAGUACAACUCUACAUGCAAAGAAUGCUUCAAUGGAAGCAACGCUACUUCUUCCGAACUCCAUGAGACCUUCUGGUCUACGCAUGCCAUCACCAAAAAUCGGCUUCUUUGAUGGGGUGAAAUCAGGGCGGACUCCCAAUGCAAAUCGACAGUCCCCAAGAGUUGUACCUGGUAGGCUUCCAAAAGCAGAAACAGCUAAACCAGAUGGGACUAUGAACAAGGUGAAGGUUGGUAAGUUCCAAUCCGCAAGAACUGCUGUGGCCAUUGGUAGUGCAAAAGGUGGGAGCCCGAAAUCUCUUCCUCCUGAAUCUUCAAAUUCAGCAGAGAAGGUUUCUAGUGCUUCCAGGAGCGUCCAACGUACUUCUCCUGGCAUAUCUCCGAGAGUUCAGAGCAGGUUAUCUCCUAGAUUUGGAGGCAAGAACCGCUCGAAUGUCGAGGAAGUCAGAUCCAAGGAAACUGAUGUGAACACAUAUGAUGAUAAUGAGAGGCCAGAAGACAAGCCUGUAUUGGAAGUGUUGUCUAGUAGAAAUACUUCUAUUGAUGGAGGAGGACUCGAGACUUCGAAUGUGAUAAUGGAUGUGGUGGAUAAAGUUGGUGCCAGAAGUCCAGUUAAAUGGGAGAGUGAUGUUGAGAAUGGGACGGUGUUUGAUCAAUCGCUCAGUAAUGAUUCUCCUGAACACUUGUUAUUCAGGAACUUCCCCGUCUGCAGUCAAAAGGAGCUUAUGGAUUGCUCUUCAAAGCCCUUGCCGUCCCCUUCAAUAGCCAAAACGGACAUUGCAACUGGUGUCCGACAGCCUUUCGCUGCGAUUAAUUCCUUCUGCAACAUGGAUGAGUCUUCUGAUGUUUCAGCAGAAUUGGCCGCAGCGGAGCUUGGGAAGAGGAUUGCUUCGCCCACCCAAAGUUCGUUGAACGAGUAACUGCUGAGUUAAUCUAAUGGAUUCGGAACACUUUUUUCUCUCAAAUUGCUCAAGUGUUUAUUAGUUUUCAAAGAUGCCCAUGUAUUGUAGAUUUGUCAAUUCUUCUGCCAAUAGAUGUCGUGUUAUUGAAACUAAUAACAGAAAAUCAUCUUCUUAUUAAGAAACAAGGGAAUUUCAUUGUUGUCUCAA
Punica granatum (pomegranate) is the source of this 4853-nucleotide messenger RNA. Lineage: Eukaryota; Viridiplantae; Streptophyta; Magnoliopsida; Myrtales; Lythraceae. The record is from RefSeq and is a predicted model, not a curated record.